CAACUAUAAUUGACCUUUAUUCUCUUCAAUAAUUCUGUCAUGUUUUGUAGGUCAACGCUUAUGGCUAGACGCAGUUUUGCGACGUGGAUGAAACCAAAGUUGAGAAAGAAAAUUUUCGCAAAGCCAGAGAAGCCUCCAGUAGAAGAAACUCUUAGUAUUUCUAGUGUUGAUACAGAAAAUGAGGCCAAACCCGACUCGUUUCUUUCCUUGUUUAAGAAGAGUGCCUUUUGCAAGCCUAUCCACGAAGGCGCUGUAAUAAAGGGUAAUAUUGUUGGUUCCAACUAUGACUUGUUGGGACCGGAUCGAGUGAGAACCGUAGACUUUGGUUUAAAGGGUGAAACUCCUUUGACUAUCGAAGAGAUUCCCGGAAACUCCCUCGUUGGAAGCACCAUCUAUGUGCCUCUUAUCAGGAUGGAGAAUGAAUUUGCUGAACCGGAAGUAGACUAUUCAGGUCUGGUUACUUUUCCAAAAUCCUUGGCAGACCGCUGCCAGUUGCUCUUAUAUCCUGGUUCAGACUCCGAUUCCAAGAAAUCUUUGCGUCUUGCGUUUGGUAGAGUUUCAAAGAUAUCCUCGGGUAGUAUUUCAGUGAGAGUUCUCGGUUUUGACUUCAAUGUGUCACAGGCCCAUUUUAUUUCAUUUGAAAAACCUUCAGUAGGUUCUCAGAUCCCCUUAAUGAUAUACAACUUGUCGGCUCGAACUUUAUUUUCGAAUACAAGUAAUGUGAAUGACUUGAAUCUAUUGCCAGAAGAUAUUCAUUUGGAAUUGACUGGUCGAGCAUCACCAUAUGCUGCACAUGUUCUUCUUUUAUCUUAUCUUGCAUAUCCUGGAGCAUUUAGUCACUUUUCAAAGGAAGGAUUUCAGAUAUCUCCCAAGGAAAGGUUUGUUUAUCUAAGACAGCUAUCAAGAAUAUUAGAAGGAUCAUCUUCUCCUUUGAAUCGUUCUUCAAGAAGCCCAAGAGGUUCAACAUUCUUUUGAAGAGUUUCUGGAUAAGAAAUGAGUUGACGCUCGAUCCACUUCUUAAACCCCUUUCUUUUAGUUGUGAUAAUAAUAAUAAUAACAAUGAAUAAUCAAAGUAUCUUUUCGAGGCUGUUCUCUUUUAUAUUCGCUCAAUGGUGAAACUUUUCUUGUAGUUGUGACAAUUUUUUCUGGUAGAAUAUGUAAUGAGAGCAGACUAUAUCAAGUUACUUGCAGAGGUGCUUCAAAUAAAGGGUACGUAGUAGCA
This is a messenger RNA of Galdieria sulphuraria, 1222 nucleotides long. RefSeq names its product ribosomal protein S1-like protein. The coding region runs from base 40 to 975 and encodes 311 amino acids. The transcript has a single exon. NCBI's taxonomy places the organism in Eukaryota, Rhodophyta, Bangiophyceae, Galdieriales, Galdieriaceae. The record is from RefSeq and is a predicted model, not a curated record.